Molecule: messenger RNA, 2244 nt
Organism: Tremella mesenterica DSM 1558
Lineage: Eukaryota; Fungi; Basidiomycota; Tremellomycetes; Tremellales; Tremellaceae
Exons: 7
Coding region: 83-1909 (608 amino acids)
Biological process (GO): protein folding
Cellular component (GO): nucleus; cytosol
Molecular function (GO): ATP-dependent protein folding chaperone; ATP binding
Source: RefSeq, a predicted model, not a curated record
CGACAUAAGGAAGAGUCUGACACAGGUUCACACCGUCUCAGCACCCCUUCGUCGACGAACUUCAGCUUCACUACUAGUCACCAUGUCCACCCCUGCUAUCCUUGGUAUCAACUUUGGCCAGUCUUACGCCUCUAUAGCCGUCCUUGACAAGGAAGGUCAUCCAACUUGCAUAGCCAACGAAGAUGGAGAACGGCAGAUUGCAUGUGCCAUCGCUUACGCCGGUGAAGAGGUCUAUAUUGGAAAUGGCGCAAAGCCACAUCUUGUCAAGAAUGGCAAAAACACCAUUAUGGGGUUCAGAAAUCUGCUUGGGCACACGUACGACCAAGUAGACCAUACUGCUAUCUUCACCGCCCCACUCAUUCCCGAAUCCGAGACACCCGCUUACACCGUCGACAUCCUCAUUCCUCCUCCCAAAAUCGCCUCCGCACCCGGUCUCCGUUCAGCUGCAGCAUCAGGAACAGCCACUCCCAAUCCCGCCGCUCUCGAACCUGUCCCAUCUACCAAAACCCUGACAGUACCAGAAGUCACCACACUCUUCCUCUCCACCCUUUUCGCCUCUGCGAUCGACUUUCUGGGUACCAAACCCACCGCUUGUGUCAUCUCCGCUCCAACUUGGUUCACACAUGAACAGACUGAUGCCCUGAAGGCAGCUGCUACUGCUGCCGGCAUCAAUGUCCUUCAGGUGUUGGACGAGGCUGCUGCGGUUUUGGUUGGGUACAGAGUGGGUCUGAGUGAGGAACGUAAAGAACGAGGCUUGCUAGGACAGCCAGAGGAGGGAGAUGCGGGUGAAGUGGAGAAGAGGGAUAAAAAGGUGGUGGUGCUUGACAUGGGAGAGACUAGUUUGGGAGUAUCGGUAAUUGCUUGUUCAGAAGGAGAGUAUACGGUCUUAGGGAAGGGGAGGGACGAUAAGCUGGGUGGAAGGGAAUUCGAUAAUUUGCUACUCAAACACUUUGCCAAAGAAUUCACGAAAAAAACCAAAGUCCCUCUUGACUUACCAUGCGCCGAAGGUGCUCAUGAAGCCGACAAACGGGCCGAAGCCAAGCUUCGUCUAGCUGUCGAACAUACCAAACGUUCACUCUCGGCUAGUGCUGGUGCCGCGACCUGUGCAGUGGAAUCCCUCAAAGACGGAAUGGAUUUAUCAACAUCUAUCAAUCGACUCCGAUUCGACUCCCUAGCCUCCUCAGUCUACCGUCAAGUCGGUUCCCGUCUCACUGACAUCAUCACCUCUAGCGGUUUAUCCUUGUUACAAAUAGACGAGGUACUCUUGGCAGGUUCAUCUACCCUUUUCCCGGGUCUUCAAUCCCAUUUAUCCCUCCUUGUACAACCCACGACACCAGUGACGUCUACUAUCGAUCCUUCUGAGGUGAUCGCUAUUGGUUGUGCUUUACAAGCUCUUCAUCUGUCCACUCUAGACUCUGCUUUGAAUUUGGACGAGGUGUUGGCUUUGGGAAAGAACGAGGUUCUAACUUUGGCUCAACCAAUUGGGAUUUGUCUCCCUCAACUUCACGCUUCCAAUGGUGAUGGGAAUGAAGUGGAGAUGGUAAAGAUUAUCGAUGUCGGUGCUCCUUUACCUUCUCGAAGAAGAGUUGUCAUACCUACUAGUGGAAAAGGAAAAUACGGAGUGGAGAUAUGGGAGGGAGAAGAUGAGGUGAAAGUGACUAAAAUCGAAAAGACCGAGACUACGAAAGAGAAGAUUGAAGAGGAUGGAGAAGAUGAAGAGGAGGAUGAUGAAGAGGAUGAAGAAAUCAAAACUGUCAUUACUCUCAGAAAGACUUUGUUAGGUGCUGUCGAGAUAGAAGUGGAAGAAGGGUCGGUGGUAUUGGAAAUCAUCGUAUCGCGUGGGGGUGGGGUGGAAAUGAGAGCUUGGGAAGAGGGACAUGAAGAUAGGUCGGAGAAGUUUGAGAUGUGAACCAGACCGACGAUUUUCUCACUCCUCAUCUGGGAUCUGGGAUCUGGAAUCUGGGUUGUGGGAUCUUAUAUUCUGAUCUGAUCAAUGUGAGCCUGGACCUCAAGCGUGGAGAUGUAGGAGUUUGGGAAUGAACGGAGCAGUGUUUAGACAUCUAGAUAUCUAGAUGAAAAUUGGUUUUGACAACAAAGACAAGAUGAGAAAGAAGAUUCAGUAUCUCAUGCAUGGGGAGAAUUAUGAAAGAUGACCAUUUGUUGAUUUUGUGAAUAUCAUAUUCACGUCGAGAAAUUUGUGAAUACAUAAAGUAACAAACAAUUCAUGCAUUGUUUCAUGGGUUU